CAGGAAUGAAGCGGCGGAUCAGCUCGGGAGGGAAGUGAGAAGUUAUAAGUGAGCGGCGCGGGGAGGAAGCGGACACUUUAUUCCCAUUAUUAUUAUUACUAUUAUUAUUAUUAUUAUUAUUAUUAUUGUUGUUCCGCUGGCAGUUGUGCGCCUGACAGUCAGGAGGAUGCGGCAGUGAGAGAUGGAGCCGAGAAGGAGUUGCAGGUCGGGGCUCCUGUUGCUGCUGCUGAUCGUUCAGACUCGGGGACAGGAAGUUUGUACUGGAACCGAUAUGAAACUACUUCAUCCCUUCAGCCAGAGGAAUCACUAUGAGACCCUCCAUACUAUCUACCGGGACUGCCAAGUCAUCCAAGGGAAUUUAGAGAUAACCUACUUAAAAGAAGAUGAUGAUGUAUCCUUUCUGCAGAAUAUCAAAGAAGUCCAUGGCUAUGUCCUAAUUGCUCAUAACUUGUUGAGUUAUCUGCCCUUGGAGAAUUUACGGAUCAUCCGCGGCACGCAACUGUACCAAGAACGUUACGCGCUCGCCGUGCUGUCCAAUUCAGAGGCCGGAGGGACGGCCGGCCUGCGGGAGCUGCGCAUGAGGAAGCUAACGGAAAUCCUAAAGGGUGGCGUGAUCAUACAGAACAACACACAGCUAUGUUUCCAGGAGACCGUUUUGUGGAUGGACAUCCUGAGCCAAAGCAACAGCCAGAGAAAAGAGGUGGUCCUAGACUCCAGCCACCGGCAGUGCCCGCUCUGCUCUCCUGCAUGCGGCUCCCUUCCCUCGGGCAGAUCUGGAUUGUGUUGGGGAGUGGGCCAGGAGUAUUGUCAGACCUUAACCAGCACUAUCUGUGACAGCGGCUGCCAGAGAUGUAAAGGGAACCAUUCAACUCACUGCUGUCAUGAACAGUGUGCCGCCGGCUGUACUGGACCCAAGAACUCAGACUGCCUGGCCUGCCUUCUCUUUAACCACAGCGGAGUGUGUGGGACGCACUGCCCCCCUCUCUCAACCUACAACCCAGAGACCUACGAGUCUGUACACAACGAGGGUGGCCGGUACACGUUCGGCGCCAGCUGCGUCACUUCUUGCCCCUAUAACUACCUUGCCACCGAGGUUGGCUCUUGCACACUCUUUUGCCCUAAGGAUAACAAGGAGGUGAUUGUGGGAAAUAUGCAAAAAUGUGAGAAAUGUGACAAGCAGUGCAGCAAAGUGUGUUAUGGGCUUGGAAGAGAUUUCUUGAGAACAACACAAGCCAUUAAUGCUUCUAUCAUCCAUCAUUUCCAAGGCUGCACUAAGAUCUUUGGGAGUCUGGCAUUCCUUGCCGAGUCCUUCAAACCAGAUCCCAACAAACCCGGCUCAGUCCUCACUGCACAGAACCUUGAGGUCUUCAAGACCCUUGAAGAAAUCACAGGAUACAUCUAUAUUGAGUCCUGGCCAGAAGAACUUAACAGUCUCAGUGUCUUUGAGAACCUGCGUGUGAUUCGCGGACGAAUGCUACAGAACGGGGCAUAUUCAUUGGUCCUGAGGAACCUUUCCAUCUCAUCUCUUGGCUUGCGCUCCUUGACGGAAAUCAGCAGUGGGCUGGCACAGAUAGAGGGGAACCCCAACCUGUGCUUCUUGGAAAGUGCCCCAUGGUCGGAUCUCUUCAAAACCCAAAGACAAACUAUAGUAAAGACACUCAACAAACCCCAAGAAGUGUGCGACCAAGAAGGGCAGAAGUGCUUCAGUCGCUGCGCUGGAGAGAAAUGCUGGGGUCCUGGCCCUUCCCAGUGCGUUCGGUGCAAUGGAUUCCUGAGAGGCCAUGAUUGCAUUGAGUCUUGCAAUGUUUUGGAUGGAGACCCAAGAGAGCAUGUUAAUGGAAGUCAGUGUGUGCCUUGCCACUCUCAGUGCUAUCAGCAGAAUGGAACUCAGACAUGCUCUGGCCCGGAGGCUGACCAGUGUAUGGCGUGUGCUCACUAUAUGGACGGAGAAGACUGUGUGGAGCAGUGCCCUAAGGGAAGUUCCUUUGUUCCCAUUUGGAAAUACCCAGACAAGGAUGGGAUCUGCCAGCUGUGCCUUGUCAACUGCUCACACUCGUGCAAUCAGUUGGAUGAAAGGGGCUGCCCAAUUUUACCGGACAACAGCCAAGUGUACAUGGCAGCUUCAAUUAUCAUUAGCAUAUUAAUCGUGAUCACCAUAUCAACGGCCAUCGUGUUGUCGAUCCGGCGCAGAAAGCAGCUGAGGAGGAAGCACACCACACGUCGCCUUUUACAAGAAGAGCUCGUGGAACCUCUGACUCCAAGUGGAGCUGUCCCCAACCAAGCCCAGAUGAGGAUCCUUAAGGAGACAGAACUUAAGAAGAUGAUGAUCUUGGGAUCUGGGGCAUUUGGUACUGUAUACAAGGGUAUUUGGAUUCCAGAUGGUGAAAAUAUCAAAAUACCGGUUGCCAUUAAAGUUUUGAGGGAGAACACAUCACCUAAAGCCAACAAGGAGAUCCUUGAUGAAGCAUAUGUGAUGGCAGGGGUGGGCAGCCCUUAUGUGUGUCGCCUGCUUGGGAUCUGCCUCACAUCUACCGUACAGCUUGUCACCCAGCUCAUGCCAUACGGCUGCUUACUGGACUACGUGAGGGAGAACAAAGACCGCAUUGGCUCCAGAGAUCUCCUCAACUGGUGUGUGCAGAUAGCAAAGGGGAUGACAUACCUGGAGGAGGUGCGUUUGGUGCACAGAGACUUAGCUGCAAGGAACGUCUUGGUGAAGAGCCCAACGCAUGUGAAGAUCACAGACUUUGGCCUGGCCCGACUGUUAGAUGUGGACGAGACUGAGUACCAUGCUGAUGGUGGAAAGGUCCCCAUCAAAUGGAUGGCUUUAGAGUCCAUUUUGCACCGAAGAUUCACCCACCAGAGUGAUGUGUGGAGCUACGGUGUAACCGUUUGGGAGCUCAUGACCUUUGGUGCAAAACCCUAUGAUGGAAUCCCAGCCAGAGAAAUCCCAGACCUUUUGGAAAAAGGAGAGAGGCUCCCUCAGCCACCAGUUUGCACCAUAGACGUUUAUAUGAUCAUGGUGAAGUGCUGGAUGAUAGACUCCGAAUGCCGACCCAAAUUUCGGGAACUUGUCCAUGAAUUAUCUCGUAUGGCACGCGAUCCAUCACGUUUUGUGGUCAUUGAGAAUGAAGAGAUCAUGGCCCAGGCGAGCCCACUGACCACCCAGUUUUACAGUGCUCUGCUUCAAGAGGUUGGGAUGGAUGACCUGGUAGAUGCAGAGGAAUAUCUGGUGCCCCACAGGGGAUUUUUCCCAUCAGAAGAUGUUACUGCAGAGCAUUGCAGUCGUAUUUCAUCAAUGCAGAGUGCUACUGAGAUGCAGCCAUGCCAACCUUUUCUGCAGGAGGUUCUUCCAAGUGGAGCUGCACUGGCUCGUACCUUAUCGGAGAAGUCAGGGGGCAGCGGCUCAGAUGCAUUUAGUGAAGGUGACUAUGUGUUUGAACCUCCCCUCACUGGAGAAAGUGGCUCUCCACAUGGAUAUACAGAUGACCCAGUGCACUUGGGCGAGGAUGAGACUGACAGUUGUUUCUUCGAAGCAGACUGUGUUUCACCAAGCAUUCCCCCACACCCCCUAGCUGAGUAUGUGAACCAAAAGGAGGGAGAACGGAACCAUUCGCCCAUAAAAUCUCUGAGAACAUCUGUUUCUACCCUAGAGAGGCAAAAACCCACAUUGGAGAGGCAGAAGUCCACAUUGGAGAGGCAGAAGUCCACUUUGGAGAGGCAGAAGUCCACUUUGGAGAGGCAGAAGUCCACAUUGGACAGGCAGAAGUCCACAUUAGAGAGGCAGAAGGGUCAGCAGUGCAAGAAUGGCCUGAGGAGCCCACCUCCCUUGUCUGCUCUGGACAAUCCAGACUUUUUGCCUCCGCCGAGACUAAUCCUGCCAAACGGCUUUCCCCAAGCCUUUGACAAUCCCUAUUACUGGAAUCAUGAACUGAACAUUGCUAAGGCUGAUGGGGAUCCGCAGGCACAUAACGGAUUUACUACCCCAACAGCUGAGAACCCGGAAUACUUGGGGCUGGAUGAUACCAUGAUUAGACCACGGGACAUAACUGUGUAAAGGACAAGGACAUAUAUACAGUAUAUACUGGCAGCUUUUUCCAUAAAAGAGCAUUGGGGAAAUAAUGGGCAAUAUUUUGAUCCAGAAUCCCUGCAAACUCCUCUUGACAAUCAUCUCUGCAGGAUAACAUUAGAACUGCCCAUUGGUCCAUGUAAAGUUGACUUGCUAUGUAUUUUUUGUAUUUCUUACAAAACAAGGUUGCCAAUAUGUGGGUUAUUUGCAAAGCCCAAAAUCUCUUUCUAAAAUGCAAUGCCCAAAGAUACCUGCACCCGUGCAACUUGUGCCAAUACCCUGGUUCAGUCUGCUUUAAUGGCAGGUGCAAAGUGCGGGGCCUACAGAUCCAAAGCAGCCCUGAAAUGAACAGGAAGUGUUACUUCCGGUGCCACCGUUGCACAAGUAACUGACUGGCACCAGUUAAUCACGUGCCGACAUCAUUCAGACAUGCGCCUUAGGUGACAAUUUUGGCAAGUUGUGGCAGGAAAGUUAAGUUUGUCUGCGAUUAAGGUGGGAGUCUGGGAAACACACACACUACACUGUAAAACAACUGUUGCACCAGUAUUUUGUACUUUGCACUGCCUUAGUAAAUGAACCCAGUAGA
Xenopus laevis (African clawed frog) is the source of this 4652-nucleotide messenger RNA. Its product is annotated as receptor tyrosine-protein kinase erbB-2. The coding region runs from base 182 to 4054 and encodes 1290 amino acids. NCBI's taxonomy places the organism in Eukaryota, Metazoa, Chordata, Amphibia, Anura, Pipidae. The transcript has 27 exons. The record is from RefSeq and is a predicted model, not a curated record.